UUACAGAGGUCGAGGACAAAUACUUCUGGAAACAUCUCCCCACUCUUUCUCAGGCUGAUUGAAAAUAAAACAGAUAGGCUAGGUUCUCCAAGGAAAUCGAAGCUUCAUGACGUGCGCAUGAUUCUCUGCACCUUUCACAAAGCUGACGUGGAAUAUCUUGAUCUAAGCUACGCCUAUUAA
Molecule: messenger RNA, 180 nt
Organism: Blumeria graminis f. sp. triticale
Lineage: Eukaryota; Fungi; Ascomycota; Leotiomycetes; Helotiales; Erysiphaceae
Source: the annotation of a GenBank genome assembly